Molecule: messenger RNA, 1524 nt
Organism: Capronia epimyces CBS 606.96
Lineage: Eukaryota; Fungi; Ascomycota; Eurotiomycetes; Chaetothyriales; Herpotrichiellaceae
Exons: 3
Coding region: 1-1524 (507 amino acids)
Source: RefSeq, a predicted model, not a curated record
AUGGCUUCCUUUACAGAUGAGAGGACAUGGCUCUACGUCAGCCUCGGCCUUUGUAUAGGCGCCAUCACCUACUUGAGCCUAAGCAACCGGCAAAAGCAAGUCGUACUCGAGCGUUUAAGGCUACGCGGUCGUCGAGCAUCGUCCGCGGACACUCCACCGCGGUCUCUGUCACCAGACAAGAAACAACCGAGUAAUGCUCCCCUCAAAGCCUCGGAAUAUGUCAACAGCUUUCCACCCCUGAUCCGCGAUACAGUCGAGGAAGUUGCCAAGAAACUCGGCCCGGCCCAACGCAAGGCUCUGGGCGACCUGGCCUUCGAUGAGAAGGCCUGGACGAAAUCCGUUCUGGGAUUUGAGGAGGACUAUCGGAAAUGCGAUCCCAACAAAUACAUCUACACUGGGGUCAAGGUCCAAGAGGUCCGGGCGCUGGGAGAUUUCCCCGACUAUGCAACACUGAGUGGUGUACCGCUUCCCAAGCCAUAUCCUGAACACGACAUUACCAAGGCACUUCCGCGCCCAUAUCGCCCAUUCCGCUGGGUCUAUCACCAGACGAUGUCGUUGACCAAGAUAGAGCCUGACUGGUGGCUCGAGUUGGAAAACACAUACGUCAAGCGGAUCGCUGAGCGCAAACGCCUAUAUGCGGAGCACGGCGAAUCAAUCCUCGGAUGGCUGCCUGGCUCCGAACUGGCAUGCAAAGAGCUGAUGGAGAUGUGCCUGCAAUUUCUGUGUGCGCGAUACCCACAAUAUUUUGUCCUCCACGCCGACAACAAGACAUUCGAGAACAAGAUUCUGGGCACCAAGCAGGACGUCACCGCCAAACACCCCUUAUUGGUCCUGUUGGACAAUGUCCCCGAAGACUUUGGCAUAAUGCUGCGGAACCCGGAGACUGGCUACUACCAUUUGCGGGCGGGCAUGAUCUGCUCGGCUCUGGGCUGGAACGUGGGCACCAAGAUUGGGAUGCAACUGCACGAGAUCCACGCGCCGAUUCCAGACUACAAGGAGAAGAUGCAGUUCAGCAUGGACCGCUUCUUCACCAAAAUGCCGGCUCAAAAACCCAUCCAGCGCGGCUCUUGGGGCCUGGAGAUCGACCAGCCACUAUACAUGCCGCCGGGCGACCCGCACGAAAAGUACCGCGACUUCCAGUCACCCGACCUCGACGCGUCACGCAUCCAUCUCCGUGUGGACUGGCAGACGCUGCGGCGGCUGCCGUUGUCGGGCGCGAUCGUGUUCAACUUCAAGGCGCUCUUCACGCCGCUCAGCGAGUUCCGCGACGAGGCCUACAUCCCGAGCUUGCUGCUCAAAGUGCUGCGCGAGGGCAAGGAGAACCUCAUGAAGUACAAGAACACCUGGCACGUCGAGCACGUCGUCAUCCCGGCCCUUGUGGAGUACGAGAAGGAACAGAUUGCAUCUGGCCUCAUAGAAAAGGACUGGCAGCCCCAUACGCUGGACGAGAGCCCCUAUUUUCCCGGUUGGCGUGAGAAGUGGAUCAAGAAUCAGGGCUAUGCGCCUUCCGAGUACCAGGAGUGA